CUGGGUGGAAGUUCGCAGGGACUCAAGGAGAAUCGUCGGGUGAUUGAGCAGCCAAUGAAGAAGCUUGUAAAGGGAUUUGUCUGUGGAGUCGGCAGCAAGUGCACAUCAUAGACCAGACCAUCCUUUCUAUCUUUGCUUCGGGUUUCGCCUCUGCUUCGACGCAUCCUUCAACAUCUCUCUCACGUCCAUAUCUCCUCUCUCCCAUCAUCGACAUUACCCUUCCGGCAAGAUGAUGUCUUUAUCGAGAACUGUGGCUCCGCGGGCCCUGCGAGCUACAACGAUGGUUCCUUUCUCGGUCGUCCGCGCCGCGCCCGCAAUGUCGAUAUCCUCCUCAUCUAAGAAGUCUGCAACAUCAGUCACACCGGCUACGACGUCCAGCGAUUCUUCACGGCUACCCGUCACGGGCGGCAUCCGUCGCGAAGUGCCCCUCCCAUCGCAAGAGCAGAAGAAAGGUGCCAUGCAAUUUGCCCUCACAACAUUCGAUCAGAUCGCCAACUGGGCACGACAAAGUUCACUGUGGCCGCUGACAUUCGGUCUCGCCUGCUGCGCCGUCGAAAUGAUGCAUCUUUCGACACCACGGUACGAUCAGGAUCGGUUGGGUAUCAUUUUCCGAGCGUCUCCUCGACAAAGUGAUGUGAUGAUUGUGGCGGGUACACUUACGAACAAGAUGGCUCCUGCUCUGAGACAAGUCUACGAUCAGAUGCCCGAUCCCAGAUGGGUCAUCAGUAUGGGAAGCUGUGCCAAUGGUGGCGGCUAUUAUCACUACAGCUACAGUGUCGUGAGAGGUUGCGAUCGAAUUGUGCCCGUCGAUAUCUACGUGCCCGGUUGCCCUCCGACCAGUGAGGCGCUGAUGUAUGGCAUCUUCCAGCUGCAGAAGAAGAUGCGACAUACAAGAAUCACGAGGCUGUGGUAUAGGAAGUAAGCCAGAAGAUGGCAUAACAUCAUGACAAACAUAUCAUUUUUGGAGAUGGCGUGGCGUUAGUCGGGCAGGACUUUUUGAAACCUGCCAAUGCUGAAGUAAAGCUCCAGCUGUACAGAAGCGACCAUGGAUAUGGUUCAGAAUGGUCUUCGCUGUGGCAGUCCGUGGCAUCAGACGUU
Messenger RNA from Exophiala viscosa, 1098 nucleotides. Its product is annotated as NADH-ubiquinone oxidoreductase 19.3 kDa subunit, mitochondrial. The coding region runs from base 230 to 922 and encodes 230 amino acids. The record is from RefSeq and is a predicted model, not a curated record. The transcript has 3 exons. Gene Ontology annotation, biological process: mitochondrial respiratory chain complex I assembly; electron transport coupled proton transport; aerobic respiration. Gene Ontology annotation, molecular function: quinone binding; NADH dehydrogenase (ubiquinone) activity; 4 iron, 4 sulfur cluster binding. Lineage: Eukaryota; Fungi; Ascomycota; Eurotiomycetes; Chaetothyriales; Herpotrichiellaceae.